Molecule: messenger RNA, 2548 nt
Organism: Durio zibethinus
Lineage: Eukaryota; Viridiplantae; Streptophyta; Magnoliopsida; Malvales; Malvaceae
Source: RefSeq, a predicted model, not a curated record
GAGAGGAGAAAACGACUCGGUCCAUAAUUGCCACAUUUUUUUUCCCUCCUACCCUUUCUUUAUUAGUCGUCCCCGGCACCGCCUUGUCCUUUACAUCACUUUCUUGUACCGCCGCCAAAACCGAGGGCGGUCAAAGUCCUGCAGUUACUUUAAUUAACAAACCUUUUUUUACCGCGGUUAAACAAAAUGAAACGAAAUUUCAAAUAUCUAGACGUCAGGAGGAUGAUAGUUCAGUCUUUGAGUCUCAGUGAAAUUUUCUGGUUUUUUGAGUUAAGCUUUGAUCAUAAGAAGAAGAAGAAGAAGAAGAAGAAGAUGAUGAUGAUGAUGAUGAUGAUGAUGCUCAUGAACAAGAACUGGAAGUUUGUAAGAUUAAGACAAGAGUUCGGAGUUGGUGUUGUGCUGUUUUUGUUAUGUCAAAGUUUGGGUUGCUGGUCGUUGAAUGAAGAAGGAUUCGCGUUGUUGAGACUAAGAGAGAGUGUGGUGAGUGAUCCGUUUGGUGCUUUUUCGGAUUGGAAGGAAGAAGAUCGAGAGGUUGACCAGUGUUCCUGGUUUGGUGUCGAGUGCUCUGAUGGCAGAGUUGUUGUUCUGAACUUGAAAGAUCUUUGUCUUAAAGGAACAUUGGCACCUGAGCUUGGAACUCUAGUUCACAUUAAGUCUAUUAUUUUGCGGAACAACUCUUUUACUGGAAUUAUUCCUGAAGGGAUUGGAGAACUGAAGGAAUUAGAGGUGUUGGACUUGGGAUACAAUAACUUCAGUGGACCACUUCCACCUGAACUUAGUAGCAUUCUGUCACUAACAAUCCUUUUACUGGACAAUAAUGAGUUUCUCGGCAGUUUCUCUCCUGAAAUUUAUGGACUUCAGAAGAUUUCAGAAACUCAAGUGGAUGAAAAUCAACUAUCUAAUGCUGUUAAAUCGUCUUGCAAGCAAAGAUUCAAUACAUGGAAUGUUGACCAAUCUGAAGAUGCAGUGCAAAGGAGAUUGCUGCAAGAAAUACCUGCCACUACUGCAACGUCACCAAAAGCUGCCUUUUUAAAGUUUAAUAUACCUUCAUCUGCUUCUGUUCCUCCUCAAGUUCCACCUCCUCCUGCAUCUGCUGAACCUUCUACACCUGGUACAUUGGCAAGAGGUGUUCCUGCCCAAGGACCUUCCUGUGCUCAAGCUCCUUCUCCAUCAGAAAAUAAUAUAGUAUUACCAAAUGCUUCUGCUCCAUCCCCUUCAGGAAGCAAUCCUUCAAGUUCUCAUUCUACUACAAAUCAUCGAACUGCAAUACUGGCUGGAGCCAUAGGGGGUGCCAUAUUUCUUUUAAUAGUAAUAAUCGUUGCCUAUCUCUUUGAGACUUCUAAGGUAUCUACUGUGAAACCUUGGGUGACAGGGCUAAGCGGGCAGCUCCAGGAAGCAUUUGUAACUGGUGUACCAAAGCUGAAGAGAUCAGAACUUGAAGCAGCCUGUGAAGAUUUCAGCAAUGUAAUUGGUUCUUCGACAAUUGGCACUGUGUACAAAGGGACACUGUCUAAUGGGGUUGAAAUAGCUGUGGCCUCUGUCCCAGUGAAAGCUGCCAAAGAUUGGUCAAAGAAUUUAGAAACACAAUUCAGGAAGAAGAUUGACAAAUUAUCAAAAGUGAACCACAAAAAUUUUGUCAACCUUAUUGGAUAUUGUGAGGAAGACGAGCCUUUCACUAGGAUGAUGGUUUUUGAAUAUGCUCCAAAUGGCACACUCUUUGAGCAUUUACACAUUAAAGAAUCUGAACACUUAGACUGGGAGAUGAGGUUGAGAAUUAUAAUGGGCAUAGCUUACUGCCUCGAGUAUAUGCACCAGCUGAACCCACCUAUACCCCAUAACAACCUGUUCUCCUCGGCUGUCAAUCUAACAGAAGACUAUGCAGCCAAAAUCUCUGAUCCAAGUUUCUGGAAUGAAAUAAGUACUGCAGAGAGGGAAGCAGACAGAAAAAACCUUUCAGAUACCCCACCAGCAAGCCUAGAAAGUAAUGUUUAUAACUUUGGCGUAUUAUUAUUUGAAAUAGUAACGGGUAGGAUGCCUUACUUGGUGAAUAAUGAUUCACAUGAGGAUUGGGCAUCAGACUAUUUGAGAAGGGAGCAAGCCCUCUUAAAGAUGGUUGAUCCCACUCUAAACUCUUUCAAUAUGGAGCAACUUGAGAAAAUUGGGGAGGUCAUAAAAAUUUGUGUCCAACCUGAACCUGGACGGAGACCAGAUAUAAGAGAAGUCAGCGCAAGAUUAAGAGACAUUACUGCAAUUACAUCUGAUGAUGCAAAGCCGAAGCUUUCUCCCCUCUGGUGGGCAGAGAUGGAAAUUAUGUCCACCGAAGCAAGCUAGGGGACGAAGUUGAUGUUCUAAGUAUGAAACUAGGAUGUUUUCUUAAUCUUAUGUAGGUGAAGAGGCAAAAAGAAGUUUGCCUGUAGGUCAGUACCAGUCGUAUGUAUUUUAGGGUAGUUGAAAGUUUGUUGUAUAUAUUUGAGAUGGAGAGGAAAUCCAGGAAAUCUUCCUUAUGUUGGCUUUCAGUGUGACAAAUACAUAAAAGAAAAAAGAAAGG